CGCGCAGGGCUGGCAGAGGCGCGGAGCCGUCCCCAUGGCCGCCGUGCCGGAGCCCGACGAGCCCGCGAAGCGGAAGGUUUUCGGAUUUAAAAAUGCAGACUGCAUACCAAAGCUGGACACACACAAAGCAAGCUGAUUCAGGUUGUCACACGCCUUUUAAGCUCCUAGGAAUUUUAGACAUUGAAAAUAUUCCCUGCGCCCGGGAUUCAGUACUGUAUGGUUCGUUAGGAUCUGUUGUGGCUGGCUUUGGACACUUUUUGUUCACUAGUAGAAUUAGAAGAUCGUGUGAUGUUGGAGUAGGAGGAUUCAUCUUGAUGACUUUGGGAUGCUGGUUUCAUUGUAGGUAUAAUUAUGCAAAGCAAAAAAUCCAGCAAAGAAUUACCAGACAAGGAAUGAAAAAUAAGUUAUUAUAUGAAGGUACCCACCUCGAUCCUGAAAGAAAACAAAACAACCGUAACAGCAGCAAUUGAACAACCUUGAGCAUAGAAAACCAGACUCCCUGGAGUCAGCGUGAAUGCAGCUAAGAUCAACCACGCAAAACACUUCAUGUACA
Messenger RNA from Saimiri boliviensis boliviensis (Bolivian squirrel monkey), 553 nucleotides. NCBI's taxonomy places the organism in Eukaryota, Metazoa, Chordata, Mammalia, Primates, Cebidae. The record is from RefSeq and is a predicted model, not a curated record.